AUGCUCAUCGACAUGUUGCAUCAAAAAAAGCGCAAGGUCUCUCGCGCCGCGCUUGUUUACGACGCGGGGAUCUCGGACACCAUGCAGCUGUUCGACACCCUGACCCCUGCUGCUCAGCAAGACCUGCUGGAGCUCCUGGUGCGCAAGGCCGCGCUGAACUCCGCCUCAUUCCUGGCGCCGACAGAGUCCUCGCUGUCAAUACCCUCCUCUAUUCCCGCGGCCUCGUCAGAAGCAUCUUCUCCUCGGACCCUCAGCCCCUCGACUUCGCUCUCAUCGCUGAAGAGCUUUGCGUCGUCCUCAUACGCCAAGUCGGUCUCAAAGUCCUCUUCAUCCUCCACACUCUUGUCAAAGUCGUCCCACAGCUCCAGGGAGAGUCUCUCCUCAGAAAUGCGGAAGCAGACCCUCCAGGGCGACAAUCAGCGGCGGCCCUCGACCGGCCCGCUGGCAGCCCCAUACCAAACCUCGACCGACACAUGGUCCCGGAUUGUCAACACCGUCGAGUACCUGCGCCAGCAGUCGACCCUGGCGUCGACCGCAGCCUCGUCGCUGGCGCUGCUGGCCCCCUUUGCCGGCUCCGGCUCGACCUACGCCUCGCCCGAGUCCCUGACAGGCGACGCCGUCUAUUUCCAGCCCCACGCCGAGAUCCAGCCGAUCCUGGCGACGCUGCGCAUCAUCCAGCGGAUGGACGCUCGCCAGCUCUUUGACGAUGUCCAGGUGCACCUGAACGGGACCCGCGGCAAGAACAACGCCAACAGCGUGGACUCGAAGACCCUGCCCAAGGGCGCCAAUCCCUUUGCCCACGUCGAGACCGAGGUUCUCAACAUCCUGCUGCAGACGCCGUACAUCCUGCUGACCCCCAAGAAGCCGUCCAAGGAUCCCAAGGACUCGCGGCCCAGCACGCCCCUCGGCUCCCGCGACGACGCCUCGCCGCUGGUGGCCCAGAUCAUCCAGGCGUCCAUCUACCUGACGUCGCUGAUCGAGGCCAUCAUCACCACCCACAACGACCAGAUCCUCAAGAACAUGACCGACAAGACGACCCUGACCGAGUACGAGAAGGUCUCGGUGCUGGUGUGGGAAGGCGCCUCGGGCAUCCUCCGGGACGUCAUCAAGCUGCGCGAGUGGGACCCCGAGCUCGGCAAGUGGCACGAUGCCCGGGCCAUCUACAGCUCGCUGAUCUCAAACUCGCAGCUGUUUGCCAACGCGCUGCUGAACUUUGUGGAGUUUAGCUGGAAGAUCCUGAAGCCGACGUUUGUCCCAAAAAAAGCCGAAAAGCCUCCUCUCGCCGACCAGAGCUACUUUGCCAUGGCCGACGCCCGAGACCAGCCGCCGCCGUCGCCCACCUCGGCCCGCAGCUCGAUGGAGAGCCACCGCUCGGUCAACCUCGGCCGCGACAACAGCACAUCCAACAAGCGCCGCUCCUUCGGUGCCCGUCUCCUCUACAAGUUCAACCAGCUCACGCAGAGUGUUGACAAGCGCAAGUCGCUGCAGUCCAUGUCCUCGGACGACGAGUCGUUCUUCUCUCGGGCCUCGUCGCGGCUGACCCACAGCACCGACUCGGAGGUGCAGCGCACCCAGCAGAGCCUCGACAUGCUCCGACAGACUUCAGACUCAAACCCCGCCUCCGAAUACUCGCGCGACGGCUCCGAGUCACGGCACCGACGGGUUGCCUCGGAUGCACCGCCGCAGCUUCCCGAGAUCGACGUGCGCAUCACCAAGAAGGCACCUCUGGCGAUCCUCCAGAAGCCCUCCGCCACAGGCGUCCGUCUGCGCGUCGUCAGCAACGAGCCCUGGGGUGUCAAUCUCCCCAGCCAGGAGCAGGAGAUUCCCAACACCAACCGCUGGUCGCAGAUGGUCAACGAGACCGUCCAGCCCGUUGGCCAGGUCGCCGAGGGACACCUGUCGCGCCGCCGCCGCUCCAACAACAUCCAGGACUCGCUCGACAUCGACCUUCCCUUCCAGAUGCCGGCGGGACCUGCCGCGUCGAGUGACGAGUCGCUCUCGCAGCCCUCAGUCGACCUUGCCGAUGUCGAGAGCGUCCCGUCGCCGACCACGUCGUCCAACGGCACACUGGGCCGCAGCAACAGCGCUGGCUUCGGCAACGCCGUCAAGCAGCUGUCCAAGAAAGCCAGCAUCUCGGGACUGCGAGCGCUGCGGUCGUCGAGCUCGCGCCAGUCGCUGAACACCUCCGGCAAUGCGGCAAAUGCUGCCGGAGCAAACCAGCGCCGCUUCCUGUUCCCGAACCGGUUCAAGUCGACGGAGCGGCUCGGGGUCUUCCGCAACGCCUCGGACUCGGAGAUGGAGAACGUCCGCAGCGCCAGCCAGCGCAUCGAGCCGUCGGACGACGGCCUGACCGAGAGCGAUGUCGAGCGACCCAGCGACUAUGCGCUGUAUGCCGGGCCUCGCGGGCUGGAUCUCUCCCGCAAGGAAGACAUCACGUCGGAUGAGGAGAGCACGGUGCCGGCGACCAAGGCGUUCAAGUCGAUGCGGGUGAUUGGCCGCAAGGGAGCGCAGAAGAUCCCGACAGUCAACAGCCGCGGCAAGCGCAUCGGCAUGUACAACAACGGCAAGCUGUCGUAUGACACUGCCGACGACGACAAGGAAGAGUACUCUGGCGUCAUCCAGGUGCGAGACAACAUGCUGCAUCUCAGCGAGGGAAAGCAAGACAUCAAGAUCAUGGAGAUUGUUGCCGGCAAGAUUGUGAUUGUCGCCGCCACGGUCGAGAAGCUCGUGGUCAGCCUCGCCGACGAGAACCUGCAAGACCUCGAGUUUGUCGACUGCAUGAUCCACAACCACGGCUUCUUCAUGAGCUCGCAGGACCUGAUGGACAACCUCGAGGCUCGCUACGACAUUGAGCCGCCGCCCAACGCGAGCACCGACGACAUGGAGUACUUUCACCGUUGGAAGACGCCGAUCCAGCGCAAGGUCCUGAAUGUGCUCGCGCGCUGGGUCAAGCUGCAGUACGAGGACUUUGCCAACGACGCCGAUCUCCGCCACAAGCUCGAAGAGUUCUUGACCAUCGUCUGGGGCGACGGCUUCAAGAGCGAGGCCGACCGCAUCCGCCGCACAUGCAUCACGCAGGCCGUCAGUCUUGCCAUGAAGCGCAAGAACACGCCGUUUGCCGUCCAUCUCGACAUGAUCGAUGCGCACGGCGGCAGCGGCCUGGCGUCGAUGGUCCAGCGGCUCGGCCCAACGAGCUGCCACUUUCCCCGGACCGACUCGCCCAACCUCCUGGACCUGUCGCCGAUCCUGACGACGGGCGAUGCACGCGACUAUGCACGAUAUCUGACUGCGGUCGAUGCGCUGUCGUUUGCGGCGAUCACGUUCCCGGACUAUGUGGCCAAGCUGCGCGAACCCCGACUGGUGGGCGAGGCCAAGGACGGGCUCCGGGACGGGCUGGCGAGCGGCCCCGAGGCGGUGCCGGGCAAGAUCGACCUGUUUGCGCGCCGGGCCAACAUGAUCCGCAACUGGGUCGCGCUCGAGAUCUGCUCGAUCGGCACCCUCAACGUCCGCCGCCAGGUCAUCGAGCGGUUCAUCCAGAUCGCAAAGUACUGCAUCGACUUCAACAACUUCCACACGGCCUUCUUCAUCGUGAGCGGCCUCCUGACACCGGCUGUCCAGCGGCACAAGAAGACCUGGGAGGCGGUCUCGUCCAAGCACAUUGCCGCCCUCGAGACGCUCGAGAAGCUCAUGGACCCCAGCGGCAACAUGCGCAACUACCGCAAGGCCCUGGCGCAGGUGCGCGGACCGGCGGUGCCGUUCUUCCCGAUGGUGAUGAAGGACAUUACCUUCCUGAUGGACGGCAACCCGGCCAUGACCAAGCCGCGCAGCAAGUCGUCGUCGCGGCAGCAGCAGCCGCUGAUCAACUUUGAAAAGUACCGCAACAUCUCCAAGAUCCUGACCGAGUACCGCAGCUUUGUGGUCACCGAGAAGUACGACUUUGCGGUGUCGCUGGCGCCGCUGCUGCGGUUCAUGUCGCAUGGCAGCACGGGCGUGCCCGUCCUGAGCAGCACACCGCACCUGCGCAACCACCCAGAGGCGCUUGCCGGCGCGCUGGUGGAGUCCCGGCUGGUCUAUGCCGACGACGAGUUUGUCUUCUGGCAGAACAUUGACGUGCGGACAUCCAAGGUCUCGGCUUCGGCGGUCACCGGCAGCGGUGUCAUGGCUGCCACCAUGGUCUUUGCCGACAGAAACGAAGGCGACGAGUCGUCUGGAUGA
Molecule: messenger RNA, 4215 nt
Organism: Polychytrium aggregatum
Lineage: Eukaryota; Fungi; Chytridiomycota; Chytridiomycetes; Polychytriales
Exons: 9
Coding region: 1-4215 (1404 amino acids)
Biological process (GO): Ras protein signal transduction; positive regulation of GTPase activity
Cellular component (GO): plasma membrane
Molecular function (GO): guanyl-nucleotide exchange factor activity
Source: RefSeq, a predicted model, not a curated record